UAUUUUUACAGCCUAUUUGUUGUCCUAAAUGAUGUAUUUUCAGAUCAUAAUGAGGUUCAACAUUGUAAUACUUGCAGUUGUUUUGGCAUUUGAUGUGAUCAUUGUUGCCAAUUCAGAUUUCAUUGGGACAUGGUUAGGAUCAUUUGAGUGUAAAAAUGUCACAUACAAUGUCAGGCUUGACAUAAUCAAUGUAGAAACCCAAGGUGGUCAACUACAGGGAAAGUUAAACUAUUGGAAUGAUGAGACUAUGGUCAGUGGUUCACAUGAAGUAAAAGGAAUUUUCAGCAGGGACACAAACACAUUCACAUUGCUUGGAAUUAAGUGGAUCAAGCAACCAGCUCGUUAG
Owenia fusiformis is the source of this 346-nucleotide messenger RNA. The record is from the annotation of a GenBank genome assembly. Lineage: Eukaryota; Metazoa; Annelida; Polychaeta; Sabellida; Oweniidae.